AUGUCCUUGUCCAUGAAGAAGCUCAAACAGUUGUUUUAUGUGUGCCCAAAAUUGUCGAAUGUUUUUGCUUCGCUUAAUCCGCAGCUACAAUUGAAGGAACUUGAAAUUCUCCAAGUGGGUUAUUGCCAUGCUCUAGAGUAUAUAUUUGAGAAGAAAGAAGAUGCAUCCCCCCGUUUAAGAGAACUUAAGUUGGAGGGUUUGGUUAGACUAAAGCACAUAUAUAGGUGCUCUACUGAGCUACUUGACCUGCACAAUCUAGAGUUUCUACAGAUUAAAGAAUGCAACAAACUAAAAGUCAUCCUUCCUGCAUCUGCUGCUAGAAGACUUGGGAAACCGAAAGAACUGCAUCUGUAUAAUUGUUUUCAGUUGGAAGCUGUUCUUGCAAAACAUCAAGAAGGAGAAACCUGUGAGAGUUUGGUGUUCUCUCAACUAAGAGUGCUUUCACUAUAUGACCUUCCCAACCUUACAGGUUUUUGCACGGAUUGUAGCUUGACUUUCAAAUGGCCAUCCUUGGAAAAGGUGGAGGUGGCUCUCUGUCCCCAAAUGCAGAUGUUUGCUGCUGUUGUGGCUUCUGAUGGAGACUCGAGCACACCAAAGUUGAAGAUGAUCAAGGUUAUUUCUAUUUUGAAGGCCAAGCUCUCUUCUCAUGACACCACUGCUGCAAAAGAGGCUCUUCGCAGUGUUUCUAGUUUGAGAAGCAUGAUAAUUAAGAGCUUUUGCUUAGUGGUAAUUGAUUUCUCUUCAGUUUAUUUUCAUGAUGGUCUUGGACUUCCAGGUCAGCCAUUGUUUAUAUAA
Molecule: messenger RNA, 795 nt
Organism: Hevea brasiliensis (rubber tree)
Lineage: Eukaryota; Viridiplantae; Streptophyta; Magnoliopsida; Malpighiales; Euphorbiaceae
Exons: 4
Coding region: 1-795 (264 amino acids)
Source: RefSeq, a predicted model, not a curated record